Molecule: messenger RNA, 309 nt
Organism: Dicrocoelium dendriticum
Lineage: Eukaryota; Metazoa; Platyhelminthes; Trematoda; Plagiorchiida; Dicrocoeliidae
Source: the annotation of a GenBank genome assembly
AUGCCACACGAAGUGAUCUUCCAUUCGCCGGAUGAACAGUCUGUGAUAAUGCGUGUGGCUCGUGAACUAGCGAAGCUUGGUGAUGAGAUAGAUGAGUGUUUCACAGGGUACAUUCCUCGAAGGAUGACAAACGUUUGGAAUUCCACUCAGUUGGGAGGAUUGCGAAUGUGGACGAACGAGAGAGCAGCUGAGGAGAGACGGCCAACGCAAAGCGAACAACAAUUACAGCAGAGCCCAACAUUUUUCACGAGAACUUUAAAAAGGCUACUUCUGACAGCCACUUUGUAUGUGCUUCUGAAUCUGAGAUGA